UUCUUUAAUUUAUUAUCUCUUAUUGAAAGGUCUUCUUGUGAGGUUCUUGUUUUUGGUUAUGCGAUGCAAGUCAUGACUUCUUCUCUGCCUUUGUCUCCCAACUUUAAUGACUUCUCCCCCACCGCCAAGUUCAGCCACGAUUUCGGAGUUAAAUUGCAGCUCAAAGCCGACGAGGAGCCCAAUAUGGAACAAGAAGAGAAACUGAAUAAUCAGCCGGGAAUGGAAGAUGAUAACGAAGACGAAGAGGAAGUGGAAGAGCAGAACGAAGAAGAGGAAGACGAAGAGGAAGAGGAGGAGGAGGAAGAGUUUUCUUUUGUUUGUUUAAAUCCCGAUGGAUCACCGAUUUCUGCGGACGACUUGUUCCAAGAUGGCCAAAUCCGUCCGAUUUUUCCGUUAUUUAACCAAGAUCUCCUCUACGCCGCCGCGGACGAUGCUUUCGUUUCGAAGUCCGGAGAGGGUGACAUGGCUCAACGGGCUCCGGUGAGGAAGCUUUUCCUGGAAGAUUCACCGGACGCGACGUCGUCGGAACCGGCGGGACCGUACUGCGAGUGGAGAGGUGGAAGAACCGUAACGGAAGCCUCGCCGGAAAGUUGCCGGAAGAGCAAUUCCACAGGGUUUUCGAAGCUUUGGAGGUUUAGAGAUUUGAAGCUUCGAUGUAGUAGCGACGGCAAAGACGCGUUCGUCUUCUUAAGCCAUCAUUCCUCCUCUUCUUCUUCGUCGGUAAAAACUGAGAAGAAAAACGAGAAAGAAGAGAAGAAAGACAAGGUGAAAGUAAGCGAAGAGAAACCGAAGGUGAAGAAGACGCAAAAGAGCAUUAAAACGGCGUCGCUCUCAGCUCACGAAAAGCUUUACGUUAAAAACAGAGCCCAAAAGCAAGGGGAUAAACGGCGGUCGUAUUUGCCGUAUAGGCAGGUCGGGUUUUUUACCAACGUCAAUGGGCUGAGCAGGAAUGUCCAUCCAUUUUAGGUUAUAUUUUUUUAGAUCUUCUUAAAUUUAAUUAAUUAUAUUUGCUUUGUAAAUUUUGGAAGUACAGUAUUUUGAUUUUUUUUUUCUUUAAGAUUAUAUUUUGAUGUAUUCUAAUUUGUCUAUAUAAAAAAACUUAUUGAAUCAGUGCAUCAA
This is a messenger RNA of Gossypium raimondii (Peruvian cotton), 1119 nucleotides long. RefSeq lists its product as uncharacterized. Lineage: Eukaryota; Viridiplantae; Streptophyta; Magnoliopsida; Malvales; Malvaceae. The record is from RefSeq and is a predicted model, not a curated record. The transcript has a single exon. The coding region runs from base 64 to 966 and encodes 300 amino acids.